UUCUUUCGCAAGUUCUAAACAACACACAGCAUUAUGGCUGAUAAAAACUGUUCUUCUUUAUAAACAGACAGUAACGUUACACCAAAACUUGGAAGUUUUAUUUUUUUUUGGAUUUUAUCUAGAGUGAUAUACAAGAAACUAUUAAAGUUUGUUAUUAUACAACCGUAAUUUUAAACUCUUCUCAAUUUUUGACGGCGAGCAGGCUUCUUUAAAAUACGUUUGGUGACAGUGUAAAUCAUAUCGUCAUAAUCACAGACUGCUGUAAUAGCGAAUACCAACUUGAGUUUAACAUAUGUUGUUUCAGAAAGUCGGUUUUACAUUGUUUGAUGUCUCAAAACCAGUAUAUUCGAAAAGGAUGUUUAUUAAAAUGUCCACAAAAAGCUCUUAACCCAUUUAAGCAAAAAUGGCAGUCUAGAUGGUUUGUUCUUUAUGGCAAUAGUGAACAUGGCAGGGUCCGCAUUGAAUAUUAUGACAAUGAGAAAAACUGGCAGCAGGAAAAAGGCAAGCGUGUAAUCCCACUGAGCAACUGUGUCAGUAUUAAGCCAGUGUGGAAUAAAGAUUACAAUUAUGUAAUAGAAAUAGUUGUGCAGGAUAAAACUAUCCAUUUGGCUGCUGUUAGUAAAGAUGAAGAAAAGUCAUGGUUUAAGGAUUUGUGUAAAGCAGUAUUUGGAAAUGCUAAUAGAAACAGUAUUGUUCAGGUCGUAGACAAGCCUUCUUCAGAAUUGGAUUUUGGCUACCACAGUCUUGAUAGAAGUAGUCUUGAGGGUAAUCGAGAAUCUCCAAGAACCUUACAUACCGUAGAAGAAAGUCUUAAUGAGACCUCCGAAAGUAGAGAAGAGUUAAGGAACAUUAGUGCCAGUACUGGUGCUUUAAAUGAUACGACCAGUGUUGAUGGUACACAGGGAUCCACAGAACAACUUCAGCGAACAUUAACGUCUUCAGUAGCGUCAGAGUUAUCCAGUUUAGUUUCAUUUGAAUCAGGAUUUGAUGACAAUUCCAGCAUGGCGUCGACAGUAACCGAAGGAUCGAGCUAUCCCGUGACUAUUAGAGCCACAAUAGCUUCACAAAAAGCUGGCAUGAAUGGCACGUACUUGUUACAGAUUAGUCCGUUGAAUUUAACUUUAAUUGAUAUCCCGUCGCAAUCGCCUGUGUGUGAAUGGCCAAUCCAAUAUCUACGACGAUAUGGUCGUGGAAGGACCAAAUUUUCUUUUGAAGCCGGCGAGAAAUGCGAUCAUGGAAAAGGUGUCUAUACGUUCAAUACACUGGAAGGUGAUUCUAUAUUUCAUUUAGUCGAUAUGUAUGCAAGGGGGAUUUCUAUGCGUAACCAAAUGCUACGAAAACGAACCUCUGUACCGGAGGGUUUUAGACCUCUCGGGGCAGCUCCUAAAAAGUUACAUCACUCCGAAGGAAAAUUACUUGAUAAGUGCUCUACUACCACCGCAACAACUCCAAGGUUUACGGACAGUGCGAGUGAUAUUUUAUCUCUUGGUCCGAAUGAUUCUGUAAGCCAAAUGGGGACAUUACCUAAAGAUAUAGAGCGAGAAGAUGAUGCAAAUUCUGUUGCUGAGGAUAAUGUUCAAACGCGAGGAAUGAGUAUUGGUAGUGGAAUUAGUUUGGAAAUCGCUCAGAAUAUCUCACAAAGCGGAGAUGAACUUAAAGAAGGAAAACCUACCGAAGAAACAGACACGCAUUCAGAUGGAAAUACAUUGAAAGAGGAAACGACGCCAAAGACAGAAUUAGUUAAAAAGGUGGACGUUUCCACUAUAGAGGAAGAAACACUCGCCGACACUUUAGCAUCCGACCAGACUGAUCCACCGCCUGCACAAGAAGUAUCAACGAAACAGACAGACACUGUAGUAAAUAAAGAGGAGAACACUAAAAAACCCAAGUUGCUAGCAUCUGUAAGGAGAAGCAGUUCGUUGAAACUUCCCAGUGCACUACGUCGUAGUAACUCUAGUAAAGACUCGUCCAUAAAAAAAAGUAGUUCUGUAAAAAGAAGCAGUUCGUUUCGAAAUAGGUUUUUUAAAUCCAAAUCGAGUGAAGAGCCAAGUAAAAAAGAGAGACUUGUUUCUAAGAGCGAUGAAAAUCUUACGGCAACCGUGAAACCUAAAGACAUUGACGUGCGUAUCGCUCAGCAAGAAAAAGUGAAAGAAAUCCUCGCUAAAGCAAUCGAGGAUGAUAUGAAUAGAAACUCUGAAACAGAAUUCCGCAACAGUGAUAUAGAGCACAGUUCGUCGGAAAAAUCUUCCAAGAAGCGAAACCUCCCCAUGCGCCAUAAAAGCAAUGAAAUGCUCGGUAAUAAUACUCCUGAAAAAUCGAAAAAUACGCGAUUGUCGAGCUCUUUCGCUGGUUACGACUACAAAGGACAUGCAGUUUUAGCGAAGACGAGCACCGGAGAGAAAGAUACCGAAGCUGAAGAUCUUCGUCGCUUGCAAAAGCGUACGCAGUCGGUCAUGAAGAAAGUGGAGUUAUAUGAGGGUUUAAAGAAACAAGCCGAAGAGUGUCGUGUAAACAGUUACACGUUUUGGAGAAGGAAAUCGAAAGAGCCUACAAAAGUUAAAACUGAAGAUAUGAACAUAUAAAGUUAAUGUCAAGUGAUUAUGUGUUGUGCUUGACAAUUUUUAAUAUAAAAACAGAGCCUUGAUUUCAUUUAUUUAUUUAUUGAAAAAAAUGAUUAUUAUUUUUAGCGACUACUAGAUACAAUGCAUGACUUUAUUUUGUUCUCUGUA
Molecule: messenger RNA, 2729 nt
Organism: Hydractinia symbiolongicarpus
Lineage: Eukaryota; Metazoa; Cnidaria; Hydrozoa; Anthoathecata; Hydractiniidae
Exons: 7
Coding region: 327-2582 (751 amino acids)
Biological process (GO): positive regulation of MAPK cascade; cell surface receptor protein tyrosine kinase signaling pathway
Cellular component (GO): cytoplasm
Source: RefSeq, a predicted model, not a curated record